GCGGGACGGAGCGGGUCGGGCCCGGUGCAGGGCGGGCGGGGGGGCGGCCCCAAUCCGGAUCUAUCCCCCGCCUCCGCGCUCCCGGCGGGCUCCGCCGGACCCUGCCCGGCCUCCGUAGCGACCCCUGCCUGCGGCCGGCGGCGAGGGGGGCCCCAUCCCCGGCCUCCUCCCCUCAGCGAAGCCAAGAUGGAGCCCGGCCAGUGAUUUCCCCGUUUACAAUCCGUUGUCAUCCGCCUCCCGGAUCGCCGCGCGUCGCUUCAUCUCCGGUUUCUACGAACGCUACAAGCUCUUAGCGACGCGGCGAGGCUUGUAUUGACGGGAUCGCGCAGGAUUUGGGGGCCCGGCGGGGGCUCUGAAGAGGGGACCCCCCCCCCCCCCGCCCCUUUCCUUUCCCCUCACAACAUCCGCCGCCAUUUUCUCCGUGGCCGUUGAUGUGAAGGCCGGUGCGUGGUCCCGCGCCGCUCACCGGCCGGAGCAGCCGCCGCCUGAAGCCAACCCUGCCCCGGGGUAGGGGAGGGGGUCCCCGGCUCGUUCUUUCCCCCCCUCCCCGCUGCCCGGUGAUGCGCUGAGCGGGAAGGGGUCGCCGGGCAAAGUGGGGGGCUCGUCGGAGGAGGCGACGGGAGGAGGAGGAGGAGGAGACGAAGGGCGACCGGGAGCGCGGACCGAGCGCGCAGCCGCCGCCGCGAUGCUGCAGAAUGUGAAUCCCCAGAGCAAGAUUCUGGGAGAGGGCAAUGCCGGGCUCAUGGGCCUGGCGACGGAAUCGACUCCCGGCAAGCGGAUCCGUAAACCUUCGCUCCUCUAUGAGGGCUUUGAGAGCCCCACCAUGGCAUCGGUGCCGGCCCUGCCGUCCCCGCAGGUGAAUCCGCCUCCGCCGGAGGUUUCCAAUCCCAAGAAACCGGGUCGGAUCACCAACCAGCUCCAGUACCUGCACAAAGUGGUGAUGAAAGCGCUCUGGAAGCACCAAUUUGCUUGGCCCUUCCGCCAACCGGUUGACGCCGUCAAGCUGGGCCUGCCGGAUUACCACAAGAUCAUCAAGCAGCCCAUGGAUAUGGGGACAAUCAAGCGGCGCUUGGAGAACAACUACUACUGGGGCGCUGCGGAGUGCAUGCAGGACUUCAACACCAUGUUCACCAACUGCUACAUCUACAACAAGCCCACAGAUGACAUCGUGCUCAUGGCCCAAACCCUGGAGAAGAUCUUCCUGCAGAAGGUGGCGCAGAUGCCGCCGGAGGAGCAGGAGAUCGUGGUGCCGGUAGCCAAGAACAGCCAUAAGAAAGGGGCAUCGCGGGCAGCAGCGCUCCUGGCGGGACUGACGGCUGCUCAACAAGUGCCGGCUGUCUCCUCCGUGUCCCACACCACCGUCUUCACCCCGAGCCCCGACAUCCCCACCACCAUCGUCAACAUUCCCCACCCAUCCGUGAUCUCCGCUCCGCUCCUCAAGUCGCUGCACUCCACCGCCCCGGCCGUCCUGGCUGCGCCCGCUCCCACCCAGCCCGUGGCCAAGAAGAAAGGCGUCAAGCGGAAAGCGGACACCACCACCCCCACCACCACCGCCAUCAUCGCCACCAGUGGCGAAUCCUCACCCUCAGCCACUCUGGUGGAGCCUAAAGCGGCCAAGAUUCCCGCCCGGCGCGAGAGCGGUCGCCCCAUCAAACCACCCCGGAAGGAUUUACCGGAUUCGCAGCAGCACCAGACGUCGAAGAAGGGCAAAUUAUCGGAGCAGCUCAAGUACUGCAAUGGGAUCCUGAAGGAGUUGCUCUCCAAGAAGCAUGCGGCCUACGCUUGGCCUUUCUACAAGCCCGUCGACGCCUCCGCCCUGGGUCUGCACGACUAUCACGACAUCAUCAAACACCCCAUGGACCUCAGCACCAUCAAGCGGAAGAUGGAGAACCGGGACUACCACGAUGCGCAGGAAUUCGCCGCCGACGUCCGGUUGAUGUUCUCCAACUGCUACAAGUACAACCCGCCCGACCACGACGUGGUGGCCAUGGCACGCAAGCUGCAGGACGUCUUUGAGUUCAGCUACGCCAAGAUGCCGGACGAGCCGCAGGACACCAGCCCGCCCUCGGUGUCGGCGCCGCUCGCCGGUGCUCUCUCCAAAUCCUCCUCCGAAGAAUCCUCAAGCGACGAAGACGAAGAUGACGAAGACGACGAAGACGACGACGAGGAUGAGAGCAGCAGCGAGAGCUCCUCGGAGAGCGAAGAGAGCUCCGACUCAGAGGAGGAACGCGCUAACCGCUUGGCCGAGCUGCAGGAGCAGCUGCGGGCCGUGCACGAGCAGCUGGCUGCCCUCUCACAGGGCCCCGUUUCCAAACCCAAAAAGAAGCGGGAAAAGAAGAAAAAGAAGAAAUCAGAGAAGCACAAAGGACGAGGAGGUGACGACGAGGCCCGGGCGCGCCAGGCCCAGCUCCGCAAAGCCAAAAAAGCCGGCGGGAGCGGCGGAAGCGGCAGCUCCAAGAAUUCCAAGAAGGCGGCAAAAGCGGCGUUGCCGGUGCCGCCGGCGCUUUACGACUCGGAAGAGGAGGAGGAAAGCAAACCCAUGACCUACGAUGAGAAACGCCAGCUCAGCUUGGACAUCAACAAGCUUCCUGGGGAGAAACUGGGCCGAGUUGUCCACAUCAUCCAAUCCCGGGAGCCUUCCCUGCGGGAUUCCAACCCUGAGGAGAUCGAGAUCGACUUCGAGACCCUCAAACCCUCGACGCUGCGGGAGCUGGAGCGCUACGUCCUCUCCUGCCUACGGAAGAAGCCUCGCAAGCCCUACAGCGAGACCAUGAAGAAGCCGGUGGGGAAAACGAAAGAGGAGUUGGCGCUGGAGAAGAAGCGGGAGCUGGAGAAGCGGCUGCAGGAUGUCAGCGGGCAGCUUAACUCUGCCAAGAAGCCCCCUAAGAAGGCCAACGAGAAACCGGAAUCUGCCCAACAAGUGGCCAUAUCCCGGCUCAGCGCCUCCAGUUCCAGCUCGGAUUCUAGCAGCUCCAGCUCCAGUUCCUCAUCCUCGGACACCAGCGAUUCGGAUUCGGGAUAGAGGCCAUUAGAAUCUUCCGGUAAUGGCAGCCGGGGCGGAGCACGUGGGCAGGUUCGGAAACGGCAGCGGCUCUGCGAGACCGGACUCUGGUGAACCGGACUAAGGGGUGGCCUCCGCCCGGCAGGCAGAGCCUGGGGGGCCAGGGGGAGCCCCCCAUUCCCGACGGCUGCGCCCUUCGGAUGCGCCGGGCGGGGGGAUCCCAGUGUUUACAGGCCGGAAGCAGCGCCGGGUUGUAGGGGGGGGAAACCUGGCUGCGGGGUUGCCCCCCCGUUUUUUUUUCCCACCCCCCCCCUUUUUUUUUUCUCCCCCAGCAGGUUUUACUGUUUGUUGUUUUAG
Messenger RNA from Cuculus canorus (common cuckoo), 3358 nucleotides. It is a transcript of the gene BRD2, whose product is annotated as bromodomain containing 2. Gene Ontology annotation, biological process: chromatin remodeling; regulation of DNA-templated transcription. Bases 686 to 3022 code for a protein of 778 amino acids. Lineage: Eukaryota; Metazoa; Chordata; Aves; Cuculiformes; Cuculidae. The record is from RefSeq and is a predicted model, not a curated record. The transcript is spliced from 12 exons. Gene Ontology annotation, cellular component: nucleus; chromatin.